GAAGCCAAAAUGGCGACACCACAGUGAUGAAGAAGAAGCAGCAGCAGAAAUAUUAUUCACGAAUUUAUUGUUUUUCUUAGGUGGCAAUUAAUAUUGCAAACUAUUAACUUGGCGCCGCGUACCUGCUCGCUGUCACAGCCGUUUAAUCGAAAAUCGCGAACGCUAAACGUGCCGUUACUGUGCUGCACAGAGAGCGCAGAAAAAUAGGAGCGGUGCGGAAAAACAAGGAGGAGCUAGCUGAGAGGCAGCAACAAAGAAGCCCAGACACACGCACGCUCACUCACAAGCCCCAACACAGAUACAGAUACAGACCCGGAGAGAGGCUGCAGCUGCGGGCGCUCGUAUAAGAGAAGAACCGAUCUCAUACCGCGGAAUAACGAUCCGAGAGACAACGACUACGGCCAAUCGAAAACGGACGCCAAAUGACGGAAUACAAACUGGUUGUGGUUGGUGCCGGCGGUGUGGGCAAAUCGGCACUAACCAUCCAGCUAAUUCAGAACCAUUUCGUGGACGAGUACGACCCCACCAUCGAGGAUUCAUAUCGCAAGCAAGUGGUUAUAGAUGGAGAGACAUGUCUGCUGGAUAUCCUGGACACCGCUGGCCAAGAAGAGUACUCGGCUAUGCGGGAUCAGUACAUGCGCACCGGUGAGGGCUUCCUACUCGUAUUCGCCGUGAACAGUGCCAAGUCCUUUGAGGACAUUGGUACCUAUCGCGAGCAGAUAAAGAGGGUUAAGGAUGCUGAGGAGGUGCCCAUGGUGCUGGUGGGCAACAAAUGUGAUCUGGCCUCUUGGAACGUAAACAACGAACAGGCAAGAGAGGUGGCCAAACAAUAUGGCAUUCCAUAUAUUGAGACAUCAGCGAAGACGCGCAUGGGCGUGGACGACGCAUUUUACACAUUGGUGCGCGAAAUCCGCAAGGAUAAGGACAACAAGGGUCGGAGGGGCCGGAAAAUGAACAAGCCGAAUCGUAGAUUUAAAUGUAAAAUGCUCUAAACAGGCGCGCGUUGGUUUUUAUUCACUUUUUAUUUCUUCAAAUGUCGCCGGUUUGUCUGUAUGUGUGACGGUGGAGUGACGGAUCCAAGGAUCGCGUCGUCAUAUAGUUUACCCACUAUUGGACACUCUUGUCCAAGAACACAUGGAUGGCGAGGCACACACACAACACACACACAUGUGGACGCGCGUUAGUUGGUGCAAUUGUCAGAUAAAAAGAAGGAAAUUGUAAUUAAUUUAAGUAACUAGAGUUUUAUGUACGUCAAAAUGAUUUUGUGAAGUGUGUUUUGUGUCGUUUGGAAGGCUGCGUGGCGCCCUUUUAAGAGUAUUAACAAUAGCAAACAAAAAACAAAAACAAAAAAAAGAACGAAGAAGGAAAAGUUGAAAGAGAUAUGUACCUCUACAUAUGAACUAUGUAUGAAUACUGUUGUAACUGCCUUGAUUCAGCUGCUAUAACCAUUUGUUUUCAACCGGCACAACUCGAUUCAAUGAUGAUUGUAUAUUAAAGGAUAAUUUAAUCUAUGCUUAACCCCGAUAUACGAUGAAAAUGUAAAACCAAUGUAAAACUCGUUUUGUGAAUUUCUAGGCAUCUAUCAUCGAAUGGUUUUAGCGCGUUUUAUGUUCCCCAUCAUUCAAAUUAUUUCCCCUAUACCCCCGCACAGACACGAGCAUAAUUAGUAUUCACCCUUAAAAGAAAAACAAAGCCGAUAAGCAUUCAAAAUUGUCGCACAAAAUCGCAAACUUUGUUUGCCCAGUUUAGAUUUAUGUAUAUUCGGCUAGACACAAUUACGGGGUGCUAUAAAAAGUUUAAUUCGCAUGAUUUUUCGAGUCAUGCUUAUCUUUCUACUCAUCAUUACUGACAGAUCAAUCAGAAAGAAACCAGCAGCCAAUUAAAUUUACAUUAUAGUUUGCUUUAAGCUUUUUAUACAUACAUACAUUUAAUAUUUAAUUUUUUGUAUUAAUUUUUUGCCAUACAAAAAGGAAUGAAAUAAAUCGAUUGUGUGUACUAUUUAA
This is a messenger RNA of Drosophila bipectinata, 2003 nucleotides long. It is a transcript of the gene Ras85D, whose product is annotated as ras-like protein 1. Lineage: Eukaryota; Metazoa; Arthropoda; Insecta; Diptera; Drosophilidae. The record is from RefSeq and is a predicted model, not a curated record. Gene Ontology annotation, cellular component: plasma membrane. Gene Ontology annotation, molecular function: GDP binding; GTP binding; GTPase activity. Gene Ontology annotation, biological process: epidermal growth factor receptor signaling pathway; Ras protein signal transduction.